CAGUUUAGGCAUUUCUUUCAAACACUAAACAACAGUUUGUUUAAGUUUUUUUUCCAAAUUUUUCGUUACGUUUUUGAAUCAAAAUUUAACAAAUUUGUUUUAAUAAUGUUUAAGAGAUCCGCGUUAGUUCUAAGUCGGAUCACAAAGGACUGCUUUAGCAGUCGCUGCUCACAGCCCGCUCUUUUAAGGUCCCAUCAUCUCAAGGUUCUACCAAAUAUAAAAAAGGAAGACACCUCCAAGACCGAUGGCUUUCCAUAUCAGAGGCCUAGAAGACUUGACGACGGCUCGAUCGGAGUGGUUCAUGUCCAGGACCAGAAAUACUCUAUACUUGUCGAUCCGUUGCAACGCCGAUUCCUGCACGAUCUGGAGCAGGAGCAGGACCAAAGGUCAAAGGAAGAGCAGCAUGAAGAUCUUAAAAGGAUAAAAAGGGAAUGUGUGAAGCUGGUCAAGGAGAUCACCAUGUCUGGUAAAGAUGGCGACAUUAAAAAGGCAUGCAAAAAACUGGCCCAACAAGAGAAGUGCGAUAAGAAAGAAUUAAAAAAAAAGUGCAAAGAGUUAGCAGAAGAGGAAGAAUGUGAAAAAGCUAAGCUCAAAAAAAAAUGCAAGGAAAUGAAUAAGUGCAAGAAGAAGGAUCCCUGCAAGAAGAAGGAUCCCUGCAAGAAGAAAGAUCCCUGCAAGAAGAAAGAUACCUGCAAGAAGAAAGAUCCCUGCAAGAAGAAAGAUCCCUGCAAGAAGAAAGAUCCAUGCAAGAAGAAAGAUCCAUGCAAGAAAAAAGAUCCAUGCAAGAAGAAAGAUCCAUGCAAGAAGAAAGAUCCAUGCAAGAAAAAAGAUCCUUGUCCGAAAAAGGAUCCUUGCCCGAAAAAGGAUCCUUGCCCCAAAAAGGAUCCUUGCCCCAAAAAGGAUCCUUGCAAGAAGAAAGAUCCCUGCAAAAAGAAAGAUCCCUGCAAAAAGAAAGAUCCCUGCAAAAAAAAGGGUGAUAUGAAAAAAAAAUGCAAGAAAAUGGCCAAAAUGGAAAAAUGCAAAAAAUUGGCCAAAAAGGAAAAGAUGAAGAAAAUGCAGAAAAAGUGCAAAAAAAUGCUUGAAAAGGAAAAAUGCAAGAAAAUGGCGAAGAAAGAUAAGUGCAAGAAAAAGUAAAUGACCGACAGAAGUUUAACGCGGGCUCAUCAGUGUUUUUUAAAUUAUGAUAUGGUACUAUGCGGCUCUUAAUCUUAAAUACAGUAGGUUUUAAAUUAAAAGAACAUUAAAAAAACA
This is a messenger RNA of Drosophila rhopaloa, 1251 nucleotides long. Its product is annotated as sperm-specific protein Don juan-like. The coding region runs from base 106 to 1134 and encodes 342 amino acids. NCBI's taxonomy places the organism in Eukaryota, Metazoa, Arthropoda, Insecta, Diptera, Drosophilidae. The record is from RefSeq and is a predicted model, not a curated record. The transcript is spliced from 2 exons.